AUGACGGUCCUCAGGGCGUUUUUCCCAGUGUGCUGCAAAGGUCGACCACGGGUCGGGCGCCGGGGACUCUGGGCUGAGAGUCUACCUGGAGUGUCAGACGUGGAGCCCAAGCAGAUCCGCGCAGCGCAGGCGCUGCCACAUGCCACAUGUUUCUCAGGACAAGACGUGGCAGGUCUUGCAAGCGUUGCAGGCGUUGCAAGUGUUGCAAGUCAGUGCCAUUGGGAGAGUAUGAUACUUCUCCUCAUGCAGGCUCAGGAGUUGAGCUUCACUUGUGAUGUUUGCUCUAGCCGGCCUGACGACAGGCUGAACGUGCAGAUGAAGCAAGUGCGACGUGAUAAGACAUGA
This is a messenger RNA of Effrenium voratum, 345 nucleotides long. The record is from the annotation of a GenBank genome assembly. Lineage: Eukaryota; Dinophyceae; Suessiales; Symbiodiniaceae.